This is a messenger RNA of Physcomitrium patens, 3515 nucleotides long. Its product is annotated as ARM REPEAT PROTEIN INTERACTING WITH ABF2. Gene Ontology annotation, molecular function: protein binding. NCBI's taxonomy places the organism in Eukaryota, Viridiplantae, Streptophyta, Bryopsida, Funariales, Funariaceae. The record is from RefSeq and is a predicted model, not a curated record.
AGAGCGGGGAGUAGUAAAACUUGAUUUUCUGGUCACGAGUGGGGGGGUGGAGGGAGGGAGGCUACGUGAGUGCGCCGCAACAGAGCUCGACAACAGAGCUCGAUCGAUCACGAUUGUUAGCAAGCAGCACAAACAAGUUUGUUUGUUUGAUCUUCUUCACCCCCCCGCCUUCGACCAACGUACACUGCAAUCUACCACUAUAGCCACAACACAUACUAACAUCAACAUCAACUCCCCCGCUUCCUCGCAGCCCGAAUUCCCCAGACUUUAUCCAACGGAGCAUGUCGCUGCGGUGGUGCUGUUCAAGCUCCUCUGCUUGUUUCGACCUCUGAGUCGAUUCACUGUGAGAAAAUAAUACCGAUGUGGUGGUGGUGCCCGAUUCUGUUCACAUGCUGCGUCUCUCUGACCUCCUGUGCUGUCCGGACCUCUCUCAUCGCUCGCUAAUUGCGUUUGCGUCGUCUUGUUUACCCUGCUGUUCGCAAUACGAUCUUUCAUUUGUGCGAGGAUCCCUGGAUCUGGAUGAUUGUGAGGAAGGCGUUUGAUACUCUUCUGAUGGCUAUCGGAGUCAUUUUUAGGGUUAGAGGGUUUUGGAGUCUCAUACCGUGAGUUCACGUGAAGGAUCUCGGAGUUGAUGUGUUACAAACCACUGAUGUGAUGUUGUAGAAUGAGUGCCUCUGUUGGCAGUGCUUCCCGCUUCGGUGUUUAGGACCUAAUCGUCUCACGGGGCCCUUCUGCACGGGUGUGUAUCGAUGGAAAACAUUCCUGUGCCGGAAAACGAUCGUAUGGAGUCGAAAUCUUAUCCCGAGAGCGAGAGGAAGGGGCACAAAAGGAAACUGGCAGACGCAUAUGUCCGGUUUCCUGCCGUGGAUGAGCCUAACAACGCGUUUGCAACCAGUGUUAGGGAUCAAGUGGAGAUUCUGAGGACUUGCGUUUCUUGGAAAGAGAAUGACCGUAUUGCGGCGAGGCGCGCUGCUCAUAGCCUAGCGGAGCUUGCCAAACAUGAAGAGCACGUGGACACUAUUGUAGAGGAAGGAGCUGUGGAUGCGCUUGUUGCUCAUCUCUGUGCGCCUAGUCUUAGAGAAAGCGAAGGUCCUAUUGCCUGUGAACAUGAAGUUGAGAAGGAUGCAGCAUUUGCAUUGGGAUUGCUUGCUGUCAAGCCAGAAUAUCAUCGGCGAAUUGCUGAUGCCGGCGCUCUUCCGUUGCUGGUGGCUUUGUUAUCGCGUCGAGGUGGCACCAGCAAUGCACGGGUUGCGAAUGGCGUCGUCCGACGCGCUGCAGAUGCCAUAACGAAUCUUGCACAUGAAAAUGCACUUAUUAAGACUCGUGUUAGAACGGAAGGGGGAAUUCCUCCGUUAGUUCAACUUUUAGAAUCUACUGAUGCCAAAGUUCAACGAGCCGCAGCUGGUGCGUUGCGGACGCUGGCCUUCAAAAACGAGGCCAACAAGAAUCAGAUUGUGGAGGGAAAUGCGCUUCCUAAUCUUAUUUUAAUGUUGCGCUCAGAAGACGUUGGAAUUCAUUAUGAGGCUGUUGGUGUCAUCGGCAAUCUUGUCCACUCUUCCAUUAACAUCAAAAAAGAAGUUCUUGCAGCAGGAGCUCUUCAGCCUGUUAUCGGCCUCUUAAGUUCGAGGUGCCAGGAAAGUCAGAGGGAGGCAGCUCUUCUGUUAGGACAAUUUGCAACAACUGACCCCGAUUGUAAGGUUCACAUCGUUCAACGGGGUGCAGUGCGGCCGCUGAUAAGAAUGCUUGAAGCUACUGAUACUCAGCUUCGAGAGAUGGCGGCUUUCGCAUUGGGCCGGCUAGCUCAGUCUUCGCAGAACACUCAUAAUCAAGCAGGAAUUGUACAUGAUGGUGGGUUGAAGCCGUUGCUUGAGCUUCUGGACUCCAAAAAUGGUUCUUUACAGCACAACGCAGCUUUUGCAUUGUAUGGCUUGGCCGAAAACGAGGAUAAUGUCUCAGAUAUAGUUAGCGAAGGUGGUGUGCAGAGAUUGUACGACGGCUAUUUUAUUGUGCAGGCAUCGAAAGAUUGUGUGCAGAAAACUCUGAAAAGGCUGGAAGAGAAGAUUCAUGGGCGGGUUUUGAAGCACCUGCUCUAUCUUCUGCGCACAGCUGAUAAGGUCGUUCAAAGGAGGGUUGCUAUUACCCUUGCUCAUUUCUGCUGCCCAGAUGAUCAGCGUCUUAUCUUUAUUGAGAACAACGGCAUGGAUGUGCUGUUAGAGAUGCUGAAUGUUUUCUCCAACCCCAAAUUGCAACGGGAUGGUGCUCUUGCCCUGUGUAUAUUAGCUAGAAAAGCAAAUGCACUGUCACCUAUUGAUGCUGCCCCUCUACCUCCCACACCCCAGGUUUAUCUUGGUGAGCAAUAUGUGAACAGCAGCACACUUUCCGACGUAACGUUUCUUGUAGAAGGCAGACGCUUCUAUGCCCAUCGGAUAGCGUUAUUAGCGUCCUCUGAUGCAUUCCGUGCUAUGUUCGACGGUGGUUACCGGGAAAAGGAAGCAUUGGAUAUUGAGAUUCCGAACAUUAGUUGGAAAGUGUUUGAGCUGAUGAUGAGAUUUAUCUACACAGGGAAUGUGGAUAUGGCAACUGAUAAUGCGCAAGACUUAUUGAGGGCUGCUGAUCAGUAUCUGUUAGAAGGAUUGAAGCGGCUAUGUGAGUACUCCAUGGCUCAGAACUUGACACUUGAGACUUUGAUGAAUGUGUAUGACUUGGCUGAGGCAUACCAUGCUCUAUCACUAAGAGAUACUUGUGUUCUGUUCAUUUUGAAACAUCAUGAACAAAUGUGCAGCAUAACAGGGUAUCCCGCUCUGCUUCAUCGCAUUACUCCAGAGAUACGAGAAUACCUGCGUCGAAUUCUGCGACCUCAACCUGCGGCGCUGCAGUGACCGCAAAUGUGUAUUAAUACCGGUUCAGUUACUCCAUCUUCUAGGAUGCUAUGACAAUGUUCUAGAGCUUGAGACCUGGGCUUGUCUUCCUUUUUUUCGGGAACACACGGCGAGCGAUCGCUACAACUUGACCCUGCCAGACCAGAGUAAUUGAUCUGGUUCUUGUCGUGAGAUUUCUUCACUGUGGUUCUCCAGUUUCUGCCGGAACAAGGGUUGUUGUACUCCAAUAGAGUCAAGCUUGAUAAGCAUAUGUUUGCAGCAUUUGAAGCUGCUACUGCGUGUCGUACACACUUGCCGACUUGGGAAUAUUGCUCGGAGGUUUGGUUGCCUUCUUUGUGGAAUAUUUAUUUAAUAUAAAGAUCAUUUCAUUUAGUACUUAGUGGCACGAAGACUCUGAGUGAACGACUUGGAAACUGCGAACUGUCUGACAUAUUAAGUUGUAGAUAGAAUUUUCUGUGCUGGUUGCACGAAAGCGAUUUGGUGGAAUCUGCUUCGUAAACAAUGUGGACGUUUUCUCUUUGACCGGAACUUGAAUCUGUCAGUGGAAUUGUCACUUCGGGAUAUUUCUAUGAACUCGGAUGUGCAAUGUACUCUGGUCUUAUUUUCAUGAAUUGAGUAUAUCAUCCACCUUUUUAA